Anoplophora glabripennis (Asian longhorned beetle) is the source of this 2714-nucleotide messenger RNA. RefSeq names its product cell division cycle 5-like protein (gene Cdc5). Lineage: Eukaryota; Metazoa; Arthropoda; Insecta; Coleoptera; Cerambycidae. Gene Ontology annotation, biological process: mRNA splicing, via spliceosome; regulation of transcription by RNA polymerase II. Bases 93 to 2618 code for a protein of 841 amino acids. Gene Ontology annotation, cellular component: spliceosomal complex; Prp19 complex. The record is from RefSeq and is a predicted model, not a curated record. Gene Ontology annotation, molecular function: DNA-binding transcription factor activity, RNA polymerase II-specific; RNA polymerase II transcription regulatory region sequence-specific DNA binding. The transcript has 8 exons.
CAGGUCAUGUCAUCAGAUUUCAGGUUAUAUUAAAAGUGAUUGUUUAAUAAUCGAAUUUAGUUCCUAUCAAUUAGUUGAAAACAUUAUUCAAAAUGCCACGAAUAAUGAUAAAAGGUGGUGUUUGGAGAAACACCGAGGAUGAGAUUCUUAAAGCUGCUGUUAUGAAAUAUGGCAAAAACCAGUGGUCACGUAUAGCUUCAUUAUUACACAGAAAAUCAGCAAAGCAAUGCAAGGCUCGUUGGUUUGAGUGGUUGGAUCCUAGCAUCAAAAAAACUGAGUGGUCUCGAGAGGAGGAUGAAAAACUUUUACAUUUAGCUAAACUUAUGCCAACUCAGUGGAGAACUAUUGCUCCUAUCAUAGGAAGAACAGCAGCUCAGUGUUUAGAACGUUACGAAUAUUUAUUGGAUCAAGCCCAGAAAAAGGAGGAAGGUGAAGAUGCUGUCGAUGAUCCUCGUAAACUUAAACCAGGAGAAAUUGAUCCCAACCCAGAAACAAAACCUGCUCGACCUGACCCGAAGGAUAUGGAUGAAGAUGAGUUGGAAAUGCUAUCUGAAGCUAGGGCCAGGUUAGCUAACACACAAGGCAAAAAGGCAAAACGGAAGGCUCGCGAAAAGCAAUUGGAGGAAGCUAGAAGAUUGGCAGCACUGCAGAAAAGAAGAGAAUUGAGAGCUGCUGGUAUUGAAGUGAAUUCACGCAGGAAGAAAAAGCGAGGAGUAGAUUACAAUGCGGAAAUACCUUUUGAAAAAAGGCCAGCCAUAGGAUUCUAUGACACUUCCAAUGAAGCUUUGGACCCGAUGGCCCCAGAUUUUUCUAAAAUGAGACAACAACAUUUAGAUGGCGAACUAAGAAGUGAACAGGAGGAGAGGGAGCGUAGAAAAGACAAACAAAAGUUGAAACAACGAAAGGAAAACGACAUUCCACAAGCCAUGUUGCAAAAUCUUGAGCCUCCAAAGAAGAGGUCCAAGCUUGUUUUGCCUGAACCACAGAUUUCUGAUCAGGAAAUGCAUCAAGUUGUAAAAUUGGGAAGGGCUAGUGAAGUAGCAAGGGAAAUUGCAGCCGAAAGUGGUGUGGAGACAACAGACACAUUAUUGAACGAUUAUACGGUCACACCACAAGCUGCCGCAACUCCUAGAACUCCAGCUCCUCAAACUGAUAGAAUACUUCAAGAGGCCCAAAACGUGAUGGCUCUCACCCACGUAGACACCCCACUGAAAGGAGGUUUGAAUACCCCUCUCCAUAACACCGAUUUUAGCGGUGUCUUGCCUCAAGCACAAUCUGUCGCCACCCCCAACACCGUUUUAGCGACACCUUUUCGAUCGACUAGAAGCGACGGUAGUGCCACUCCGGGCAGUACCGCUGGCUUCAUGACUCCGCGUUCCGGCGCGAUUGUCCCAGUGGGCACGCAGAAUGGUAAUGUGACACCUUCGGUAAGGGAUAAAUUGAAUAUCAACCCGGAGGAUGGUGCUGACGUUGCCGACACGCCAGCCGCACAAAGGAUAUAUCAGAAUUCGCUAAAGGAACAGCUAAAGAUGUGUCUGAGCAGCUUGCCACAGCCUAAAAACGACUACGAGAUUGUUGUCCCGGAACACGCCGACGAGGAAAUGCCGGAACAGGCGCAAGAGCAGAUGGUUGAAGACCAGGCAGAUGUCGACAAGAGACAUGAAGAAGAACUCAAGGCAAAAGCAGCUAAAGAACUAGCCAGUCGAUCUCAAGUGAUCCAGAGAGCAUUACCGAGACCCCUAGACGUUAACAUGUCCGUUCUACGACCACCGCACGAAAGCUAUUCCCUUACGGAUCUCCAAAAAGCCGAGGAACUCAUAAAGCGCGAGAUGGUCACUAUGUUGCACUUCGACAAUUUAAAAAACGCGGUUCCCGCUUCGAAUAAACGGUCGAAUCUCUCGCAAGCCCAACAGUUAGCGUUCCUGGAGCAACACCCCUACGAAAACUUCAAAGGGAAAGACUUAGAAGACGCCAAGACGAUGUUGAAGAGAGAAAUGGAAGUCGUUAAGAUCGGAAUGAACCACGGGGAACUGCCUAUCGAGGCGUACACUCAAGUAUGGGACGAGUGUCUUAGCCAAGUUCUGUUCUUGCCGAAUCAGAAUAGAUAUACGAGGGCUAAUUUAGCCAGUAAGAAGGAUCGUCUCGAAUCGGCAGAGAAAAGACUGGAGCAGAAUAGGUCGCACAUGGCGAAAGAGGCCAAGAGGGCGGCUAAGAUGGAGAAGAAGUUGAAAAUCCUUACGGGCGGUUAUCAGUCGAGAGCUCAGGCGCUCAUCAAGCAGUUGCAGGAUAUUUACGAGAAUAUAGACCAGGCAAAUUUGGAGUUGAAUACCUUCAAAUUCUUGCAAGAGCAGGAGGAGGCUGCAUUGCCCAGAAGAAUACAGUCGCUGACCGAAGACGUGACGAGACAGAUGGAAAGAGAAAAGGCAUUGCAAAAAAAAUAUGCUUACCUACAGAAUGAAAUAAAAGAUCUUCAGGAGCAAUAUAAAUUGAUACAACAGGAAAUGAUCGUGGCUCAGGCCGAACAGAAUGAUGCUAACUUUGAAGAAGUAUCAUCUACGACUAAUGGAGAAGAAUCUAUCAUUGAAGAAAAUAAUACUAGUCCGAUUGAAAACGAAUAGUAUUAAUUGUUGAGUAAGAUUUCUUGAGGUAGUUUAUACAAUAUUUAAAUUAUUAAUACACUGUACGUAAAAAAAUAAAUAUUCACAUAACCGUAA